UGGCCUGUUUCAAACCUUCACUAAUCCAUCCAUUCGCUUCAUUGGUAGCUUUCAGCUGCAUGUUGUUUUUUCUCUCCCUCACCUCGCAAUUUGAAACCAGAUAUCUGCUCCUUCAAUCUUUUUGAACUGUUGAUCAGCAUUUGUCGGGUGUACUGCCCAUCCAAACGCUGAAUAUGGCGCAAGUGAAGGAUGCUCUCAAGGCUUCCCUUGUGGGAACGCCUGAGCAAGAAACCCCCAUGACUGCACAAGUUAGAGCAAACUUCAUGCAACAUGCGCGAACAGACACUGGGACCGGGGAACUGUAUAUGAUGGAGGAAGAUUUCAUCAAUGCAAUUGCUCCAAAGCAAGAGAACUAUCAUAAGAUAAAACGGGAACAAUACGGUAUUCUCUUCCAGGUCGCCGAUCGCCGACAAACAGGACGUGUGAACCUUGGUGACUGGGCUGCAUUUGAGAGCCUCCUGGCAAAACCAGAUGCUGAGUAUGAAAUCGCAUUCCGGCUGUUUGAUGCGGACAGGACUGGCACUGUCAAAUGCGAAACCAUCCAGAAGCUGUAUAAUGCAAACAAGAGCGGAGAUGCGAUUCCCUUCGAUUGGAACUCCGAAUGGGCUUCUUUGUACACUGGCAGGAAGAAGACUCGACACGACAUGACCUACCCACAGUUUGCGCAGAUGCUUCGGGGAUUGCAGGGAGAAAGAAUUCGUCAAGCCUUUCACCUCUUUGACAAAGACGGAGAUGGCUAUAUCGAGCCAGAGGACUUCCAGCGCAUCAUUCUCCAGACCGCAAAGCAUAAGCUUUCAGACCAUUUGCUGGAAAACCUGCCAACCCUCUGCAACAUUUCUACCGGUAGCAAAAUUUCAUACGCCAACGUCCGCGCGUUCCAGAACAUCAUCCGAGAGAUGGAUAUGAUCGAAUACAUCAUUCGAAGUGCCAUCAGCAAGAGCAAAGACGGCAUGAUCACCAAGGCUGAUUUCCUGAACGAAGCUGCUCGUGUCACCCGCUUUUCUCUAUUUACACCAAUGGAAGCUGAUAUCUUGUUCCAUUUCGCCGGCAUGGACACACCUUCCGGAAAGCUUUCGUGGAGUGAUUUCACCAAGGUGAUCGAUUCAUCAUGGCACACCACUACUGCCUUGGGAGCGGAGGCAAUCGCCACGGUGUCGCAUGCUACGGACCAGGCCGUGACAAAAUCGAAGAAGCUAUUACAAGGUCUUCUUGAAUCCGUGCAUCACUUCGCGUUAGGAAGCCUUGCAGGUGCCUUUGGAGCGUUCAUGGUCUACCCAAUUGACCUUGUGAAGACAAGAAUGCAAAACCAACGGAGUGCUCGCGUCGGUGAAAAGCUGUACAACAAUUCCGUUGAUUGCGCAAGAAAGGUUAUCCGAAAUGAAGGUGUCCUCGGGUUGUACUCCGGCGUCCUGCCGCAGUUGAUUGGUGUUGCUCCCGAGAAGGCAAUCAAGCUCACGGUUAACGACUUGGUCCGUGGCACAUUCACCGAGAAAAAGACAGGCAACAUUUGGUGGCCAUACGAGCUGCUUGCUGGUGGUACAGCUGGAGCCUGUCAAGUGGUCUUCACAAACCCAUUGGAAAUCGUCAAGAUCCGUCUGCAGGUUCAGGGAGAGAUCGCAAAAUCCGGACAGGCCGCCCCACGUCGAUCAGCGAUGUGGAUCAUCAAGAAUCUGGGUCUCGUGGGAUUGUACAAGGGAGCCAGCGCGUGUCUGCUUCGUGAUGUCCCCUUCUCUGCCAUCUACUUCCCCACAUACGCCCAUCUUAAGUCAGACUUCUUCGGCGAAACUCCCACCAAGAAGCUCGGUAUCCUGCAGCUCCUCACAGCAGGCGCAAUCGCAGGUAUGCCUGCCGCCUACUUGACCACUCCCUGUGACGUCAUCAAGACGCGUCUUCAGGUCGAGGCUCGAAAGGGAGAGACGAAGUACACGUCGCUGCGUCACUGCGCGACCACAAUCCUCAAGGAAGAGGGCUUCACGGCGUUCUUCAAGGGAGGUCCCGCGCGUAUUCUGCGCUCUUCUCCACAGUUCGGCUUCACUCUCGCCGCAUACGAAGUUCUCCAGAAGCUGUUGCCCUUGCCUGGCGCGCCUCACGAAGAUGUGACCCCCACGGGAUCAGUCGAGCCUGGUAUUGGCCUCCAGCCUGCCACCGCGCCAUUGCCGUAUCUUCGCUCGCGCAACGCGCUGAAGCUUAUCCUUGACUUGGACGAGAACUUUGGACGGAUCCGAGUUCCCCAGAGCAAGUCCUGGCCAGGUUUUCCCGGCGUAUCGAGACAGUGAAACUUUGCAUACGAUUCUCCUUUUACGUUGGCUUUCUCUCGGCUCAUUUGGGUUCAUAUUCCUCUUUCCUUUGCGAGGCCAUAGAUACGACUUUUAGAUUCCAGAGGGCGUCGAGGGAUUGCGCUUCUGAUCUCCCCUUUCUUUCAAUUUUUUUUUUUUUCCCCUUCCAUUGGGAUUGAGACGUCAUUUUUUUUGACACAAUUAAAAAGUUCAAGACCUUAGACCGGCAACGUCUUCCAGCGACUCCGCUCGAAUUUUUGUCCGCGAUCCCCCGGUUGCAUUGCGCCCGUGAACCCUAAUUGGGAACUGUCCGUGGGCUGCAGCCUACUAUUUGUCCUCCCUCAACUUAAUUUUACCGUUACGAGAUAAUGAUGCGUGUUUUUCUCCCCCUUGUCGUACUCCUGUUUCAAUAUCAGAUUCGUUUUUCCCUACUGUUCCAAAGAUCCUUUUUGAUGGCAUGGUUGACUCCCUUCUAUUCCGGUUUCUUAAUCUUGGCUUUGUCUUGCUACGCGUGCAUGUUCUCCUUUUGUGUUUUCUAGUCUGCAUAGUUAUGUUGUUUUCUUUUCGGUCGAGCAACGAUCCCACCAGAGCAAAUCAAACAUCGUGAAUCUUACAGGUGGGAAGAAACCAUGAGAGUUAGCAGACAUAGCUUCUGUCUCUUUUGUCUACCUAAUUCCAUAUCUUGGUGUUGAUUUGACACUAGAGGCUCCUUGAUUUUUAUACAUUGAAAAAUAUUCUGGGCUUUUUCUUUUCCUAUCGAACUUUCUCAUCUAGAAUUCGGAUAGACGCUGCUUCAUAGGCGGGCAGAGCUUCAACAGACUAGAAUGGUAGUUAGUG
This is a messenger RNA of Coccidioides posadasii C735 delta SOWgp, 3113 nucleotides long. RefSeq names its product mitochondrial aspartate-glutamate transporter agc1 (gene AGC1). NCBI's taxonomy places the organism in Eukaryota, Fungi, Ascomycota, Eurotiomycetes, Onygenales, Onygenaceae. Gene Ontology annotation, molecular function: L-glutamate transmembrane transporter activity; L-aspartate transmembrane transporter activity; calcium ion binding. Gene Ontology annotation, biological process: aspartate transmembrane transport; malate-aspartate shuttle; L-glutamate transmembrane transport. The record is from RefSeq and is a predicted model, not a curated record.